AUGGAGAUGGAUAAUAAUCCCGGUAAUCAACAACCUCCUGCACAUUAUACUCCUCAAACUAUGUCUGACUAUCUAAGCCCACCCUGGUUGGAGCUGAAUCGAGUAUUGUCAGAUCGACUAUUGCUGAGAAAUGUGAACAAAGAAAAACAAACAGGUAAGGGUGAUGCAUCUGCUGAACCGGUUCGAACCAAGGUAGCGGGAGUGGCCCGAGAUGAGUCGACGGAUGUUGAGUUGAAUAAACCGAAUCGAGAAGAGGAUGCGGCAGAUAGGAGGGUUCUUCGCUCCAAAUACCUUGUCGUGAUGACCAAAAUAAGCGAUGCAAGGGAAGAAAUAUCGAACGUGGAUUCUAAUAAAUUUAACAUAAUCAUUAAUGAAGUCGACAACUUACAUCAACAAGUUUCGAAGCCACGUGAACAAGUAGCCGAUGCGGAGGCAUUGUUAGGCUUAACCAAUACAUUGGCAACUUCUGUUAAGUCCAUCUCUUGUGAAGGAAUCAGCCUAGCAGACUUCGUCAAUUGUUUAAUUAGAGAGUUUGGGAAAUCCACCAGGAGCCUUGAAACACAAGAAAAUGAGCAGAUAUCGAUUGAUUGGAAAGAAAUUGGGGUGGCUGUUUCACCAUUCUUUAGAACCUGCAAAGGAAUUUGCACUAUGCUUGGACCAAUGAGUAAUGAGUUAAGGCAACGAAGUCUAUGGUUACUAGAAAGCGUCUUUGUCGGACCAACCGAUACUAGUCGUCCUGAUGAGGUUGAUGAAACUGGUGUUGAAGAGAAAGCGUCUUGUGGAAUAUGGCGUUGA
Messenger RNA from Gossypium raimondii (Peruvian cotton), 795 nucleotides. RefSeq names its product non-structural maintenance of chromosomes element 4 homolog A-like. Gene Ontology annotation, biological process: DNA repair. Gene Ontology annotation, cellular component: nucleus; Smc5-Smc6 complex. The coding region runs from base 1 to 795 and encodes 264 amino acids. The transcript has 6 exons. Lineage: Eukaryota; Viridiplantae; Streptophyta; Magnoliopsida; Malvales; Malvaceae. The record is from RefSeq and is a predicted model, not a curated record.